Molecule: messenger RNA, 567 nt
Organism: Acytostelium subglobosum LB1
Lineage: Eukaryota; Evosea; Eumycetozoa; Acytosteliales; Acytosteliaceae
Exons: 3
Coding region: 1-567 (188 amino acids)
Biological process (GO): autophagosome assembly; autophagy
Cellular component (GO): phagophore assembly site
Source: RefSeq, a predicted model, not a curated record
AUGAACGCACAACAAUAUAUAUUGAAAGAGAUUAACUUAGAGUAUGCUCAAUUGAAAGAGGUUGUUCAAUGUAUAUUACAUUGUAUACUGUUUCAAAGAUGUCUUGGAACUGUGAAACCAAAGGAUGCUUCAUUGGAUAUUGUAGAGUUCACUUAUACAAAGUUGGAUGAUCCACAGACAUCAAAGCAGGUCGAAGAGAAGUCUGAGGAAUUACUAUCAUCAAUAAUCAAGAGAAAGGCAAAGACUGCACAGGUAUCAGUAUCAUUCCAAGAGAAGAGACAAAAGACGACAUUCUUCUCUUCGGCAUCAGAGGUGUGCUGGGAGCAAUGGAUAAUAUCAUUCCAAUUGGUACCCUCGAUGGAUGCCAAACAACUGGCCAAUCAGCUGAAAGAUACCAAUUAUAAGAUCAUCGAACAUGUCAAUCAAGACAAGAACAUACCUCCCAUUACAGCCAAAGAUCAGAAUCCAUUCCCUUUCACUAUAACAAUAGCAGGCGCAGAGAAUGCAGGUGUAUUUGAUACUUUCUGGAAUGUACUUAAACCUCCUCCUUUACUUGGAGGUAAAUAA